This is a messenger RNA of Nothobranchius furzeri (turquoise killifish), 2408 nucleotides long. It is a transcript of the gene wdsub1, whose product is annotated as WD repeat, sterile alpha motif and U-box domain containing 1. NCBI's taxonomy places the organism in Eukaryota, Metazoa, Chordata, Actinopteri, Cyprinodontiformes, Nothobranchiidae. The record is from RefSeq and is a predicted model, not a curated record. Gene Ontology annotation, molecular function: protein binding; ubiquitin-protein transferase activity. Gene Ontology annotation, biological process: protein ubiquitination.
CGAGCUACUACAAAUGCAGCAUUUGUGUUGACGUCACGGUCAGCUGAUUUGUUGGGAAGUAAACACCGACAACUACCACGGUCAAAGAUGGCGUCUCUAAUCUGCACCUUACAAAACCAUCAAGACGAUGUCAACUGGUGUGCCUUCUCCGCUAAGCUGCUAGCUACAUGCUCUGGGGACAAAACUCUCAGGAUAUACAACACUCAUGACUUCUCCGAGCUGCCUUUCUCACCACUGACGGGCCACGGCUACAGCGUCCACUGCUGCUGCUUCAGCCCGUGCGGUCAGUUCCUUGUCUCGUGCUCCACUGACGCCACCACGGUGGUCUGGUCCGUAGUCACUGGGGACAUCGAGGCAGUCCUGGAGCACCCUGGUCGUAGCCCUGUCAGGAUCUGUGCCGUGUCCCCAGACUCUGUCCACCUGGUCUCCGGUGCCUCUGACGGCACCUUGGCUCUGUGGGAUUUCCCUUCCAAGCAACUGCGCAGGACCGGGGGAGUAAGUGACACAACCAUGGUAGCUUGCUCCUUCAGCCCCUGCAGUCAGAUGUUCAUGACCGGCUCCACUUAUGGGGAUCUGCGUCUCUGGGACCUGCACAUGAACCAGCUCCAUGCUGAGAAGAACGCCCAUGACCUCGGCGUGUCUUGCUGCACUUUCGCUCCCAGCAUCCACAGUGGUGGUCAACACGUACAGUUUCAUUUGGCAUCCUGCGGACAAGACUGCCACCUGAAGAUUUGGGCCAUUAACAAGCUCCACUCUGGAGCCUACAAGAUGCAGCUCCUGCACACAUUAACGGGUCAGUCGGCGCCGGUCCUCUGCUGUGCAUAUUCCUCAGAUGGGCAGCUGCUUGUCUCUGGGUCUGUGGAUAAGAGUGUUACAGUCUAUGAUGCAGAUAAUGCAGUUUUGCUUUACACGCUGAACCACCAUGAGAGGUACGUGACGGCAUGUUCCUUCUCUCCAACGUCGUCUCUGAUCGCUACGGGAUCUAUGGAUAAAAGUGUGAACAUCUGGAGACUGGAGGAUGGAUGCAGUGGAAACGAUGGGAAGAUGUUGCCUGAAGAGUGCGCACAAACAUCAAAUGAAGGAAAACCCGCGGCAGGUCGAUCGAAGCUGCUGGUUGCCGAUUGGUCAGAGGAGGAUGUCUCCGAGUGGCUAGUGGAGGAGGGACUUGGGGGACUGGUGGACAAAUUCAAGGCCAAUAACAUAGACGGCACAGAGCUGCUCCGUCUCACCAAGGAAACACUGGCGUCAGAGCUGAGCAUAGACUCGGUCGGCCUGCGCAGCAAACUCCUGCGAAAGGUGGAGGAGCUGAAGGAUGAUUCCGUCUGUUCUGGGAUUCCUGACGAGUUUCUGUGUCCCAUCACCAGAGAGCUGAUGAGGGAGCCUGUUAUUGCUGCCGAUGGAUACUCGUACGAACGAGAGGCCAUUGAGAGUUGGAUCAACACCAAAAACCGUUCCAGCCCCAUGACGAACCUCCCCUUACUGACGACUCUGCUCACCCCCAACCACACCCUGAAAAUGGCCAUUAGCCGCUGGAAGACCAGCCAGUAGCAUCCCAGAAACAGGAUCACAUCUGUCCCACAUCAUUUCACUUCUUCUCAUGAUGGGUCUCUUCUGGUUUGCUGUUUAACGUCACCAUCCGCUGCUGGGACUUGGUCAUCAGGAUUGUCUUCGUUAAUGUUGGACAGACUUUCUUCACCGAUCAUUCCCUGACACUGGUCAUUUUUCUUUUUGCUGACUUAAUCUUAAAGAGAUGUUUUUACCUUUAAACUUUGGAAAUAUUCAUCGAAGUGUUGUUGAAACGGAACUAAAUGAUGCUUAACUGUUGAAAAUCGUUGGUGAUUUCGUAACAAAUAACCAUAAAAAUCAGGUCUAAAAUACCUGGGAGUAGGUCUAAGUACCACAUCAGAAGCCAUGUUUCGUUCUACGGGAGCCUGUGAAGACAAAACACAUUUACUGAUUUGUAACAGUUAUAGAACUUUCCCCAUUCAUAAACGUUGUUUUACACAUCUACAUCUUGGCUUGUGGCCAGUUAUGAAAAGGAGUCUGAUGUGCUUGUCCUUUGACUGGAGGUUGUGCUCCCAAGGAUUUUUGACCCUAAUGGCUAUCCGUUGGUAAGGCCUCACUCAAACACAAAAUACCGUUUGCUUGCAUUGAUUUAGGCAUGUACUGCAUGAAAUUAUGUACUAAAAAUUUCUACCAUUUAAAUGUUAUUUUAUUAGUUUAAUGUUUAGAUAUGAACAUUUCUGAACCAUACUGUGAAACAAGCAGAAGUAGAAAUGUCAUUCUCCUUUAAUAGUUUUAUUAAACCACACUUAUAAUGUGGUGACAUUCUGUUUAUCAUGACAUAACUGUAAAGGGGUUUUGACAACUAUGAACAUAAUGCAAUCUAUUAAAUCUGCUGUUUUUUC